This is a messenger RNA of Spodoptera exigua (beet armyworm), 11148 nucleotides long. The record is from the annotation of a GenBank genome assembly. Lineage: Eukaryota; Metazoa; Arthropoda; Insecta; Lepidoptera; Noctuidae.
GUUUCAUGAAACCCCCGUUGUUUUGUAUCAAGAAAAUGCAAUGGCCGCCAUCUUCGACUCUUGUGAAUGUUUUGGUCGUAGUUACGGACUUUGAGGCCUAUUUAUUACGUGCUAUGCAAUUAUUUGAUGGAAAUAGUUUCGCUACGUCCUACGUGUUGUAAAAUUGCUUAUAUACAGUCACAUGAAAUAAAAUUUGGGGGCCGAGGUGCACUCCAAGGCGUCAUCUCGGGUUUGACCCAAGAUGAUAGUAUAUACGUUAUGUCAGCCACACCAGAGUACGAACCAGCGGCCCGGCAAGAUUACGGGCCGGCCACCUCCAGUGAAAAUGUUUAUGAACAUGUAUUGGAUCACAAAUUAGCAAAUAUGAAUGUAUCUAGUGUGAGAACUCCUGUGUUGAGGGCACUGCCCUUGUCUCCCACUCAAGGUGAUCCUGAACCUGAUUCUACAAACCCUGAAAGUAUCAUUCAAUCUGUGCACAAAGUAGACAAAGAAGUUGAAUAUCACAUUGCUGAGAAACACUGUGAUACUGACAUGUCUGUGGAUUCUCUCUGUGGUGGAAUUGUAAGGCUCGGAGAGGCCAUAGAUAAUGUUGGACGCUCAACAUAUCCUAUACUUCAAGAGACAGAAGAUUCAAACGAUGACAAUUAUGUAGACAACCCCGCAACCCUCAUACAAGCGCCAAUGAGCACUGCAAUUGUUCAAAAUGUAACUAAGUUGCCUCAGAACUUUACAAUAAAUGUUGAUGCAGCUGUUGGAAACAUUACAUCUAUACAGAAUGUACAAGAUGUAUCCGGAAACCAAACCUUAUGGCUGCCUACAAUACUUGCCACUAGUGCUGCUCCAAAUGACCCCAAUAAGAUAGAUGAUGAGAGAUCACAAGCUGGUGUGUCACAAAUCAUUAUCACAAGUGAGAGUUAUGUUAAUGAUACAAAUCAAGCAAGAAGAGGAAACAUUGUUGCUGAGACUAAUUUCAUAAGCAGACCCAAGACAUCUAAAGUCCAAAUAUUAAGUAACAUAUCUAUUCCCAAGAAUUCAAAUUACAACCAACAAUAUUUAACAGGAAAGGAAAUGGCACCUGUAUAUGGAACCCAAAAUCAUGUUUACAAAUUGAGCAAUUCUGUUCUUUGCUCUAAACCUCCAAAAAAUCAAUCAUUAAUUGGAUGUGGUCCUACUGUGUCUCCAAAUGUUGUAAACAAUAGCCCAAUUAAAAAUACUUCCUACAGUCACACUUUUACCAAAAGCACAAACCUAAAUAAAACAUUGAAUAAGGUAAACAAUGGUGCUAAUCUUAAUACUAUGGUUGCUGCCUCAUCAGGUAAUACACAAUGUCAUAUAUUGUCUCGUGUUGUCUCAGGACCCAAUAAAAUGUCUGUACAUUCUGGAAGGAAGUCUGUAAACACUUUUAAGGGAUCGAAAAACUCUGGACAAGUUUCUAACCAAAAGAACCAAUCAAGGCCAAUUAAAAUAAUACAACAGACUGGGUCAAUUAACAAAUCAGAGGCAAAAACUUGGCCUGUUGCCAGUGUCACAUACAAGAACCAACAGCCAAGUUAUGGAGUAACAGACUCAAAUACAUCGAAAGUCAUACAAAAAGUAGGCAGUCCUACACAUAAGAGCCAACCACUAUCUCUCUCAAAAUUCCCUCCGAAAACGGAACGGUUAGUGUUACAGUCACCAUGUGGACCAGUUUUGAUAUCUACAGCUCCCAUAAGUACCAGUUUACCGAAGGGACCUCAUUAUGUGCAGUCAGGGUCUACACCUAAUUUGCGAUAUGUUCAGACAUAUGGAACUACAGAUAAUCCAAUAUCAACAGUAUCGCAAGUUACUAAUCAACAAUUGACUGCCCAAAUAUUGCAAUCAUUAUCACAACCCAAGCUGAUGUUGCAACCUAACCCCACAUCAAUCAAUCAUAAUGUAACUCCUCUACCGCCUGCUCCUGAGGAACCGGUGGAAGUAAAACCAGUAAAUCAAAAAAGAAUUGUAGUUGGCGAUAAGACAACAUUACUGACUGAAGACGACAUUAUCGGCAUGGAAGAAAGACCAAACCUUUCAGAAGAGCUAAGAAGAUAUUCUUUCCAGCCCUUAGCCUUUGUGAUGCUGGAUCACACAUACGCUCAACCCGCGCAAAAGCAACCUACAGCUACUCCGCCUACCACGCCGGUGUCCACUGGCCCGCCUCCCACCAUAAUUUCACCCACCUUAACUACAUCUCCAAUGAGUCCUUUAAAACGCAAUUCACCCGUCAUCAUGUCCACAGCAUCCUAUGAAAUGCCUUUAGCAGUGCCUACCAGCGUUAUUGGAACACCUGUCCCAGUUUCUUCUAUACAAAUGCCAUCGGUCACAUAUAAACCACCACCACCUCCGCCGCCAGACGAUGACGCUGCUUCAGUUAUUUCAUCAAUCGAUGGAGACCGGAAAGCCAAUAGAGGAGGUAGCGACACCGAAACAGCGCCUGAGGGAGAAGAGGAAGGCAAGACGAGAUGCAUCUGUGACUUCACUCACGACGACGGUUACAUGAUCUGUUGCGACCGUUGCGGUGAGUGGCAGCACGUCGACUGUAUGGGCAUUGAUAGGCAGAACAUACCCGAUGCAUACAUGUGCGAGCUUUGUUUACCGCGGCCCAUAGAUCGACGUCACGCCCGGGCCAUACAGAUGAGGAAGAGAGAAGAACUGAGCGCUCUUGGAGCUUCAGAUACAGACUCGUCUGAAAGCAGCCGUCCUCCAGGUCAAAGAAGGAAGCGAUUACUAACCGUCACCACCUACACUAAUACAAGUGGUUCAUGUGUCACCACAUACAACUCCAGUGUACCAGUGCUUCCACCAUUGCCACAACCUUCGACGUUGGCUUUACCUAAGCGAGGACCUAAGAGGCCGAAGAAGGCAACAGAAGUUGUAAGAAAAGGCACAAAAAGAAAACUAUCUGAAAAACGUGUGAAACGCAAAAAAGAAAUGAUGCUAAACAGAAGUAAAUACAGUUCAACCAUGUCAAAUCAGUCACAUUUCCAAGACUCUUACGAACUUGCUGUAACGAACCACUACAGUCCAGAGUUGAGGGCUAAGAUUAUGAAGUAUAGCAAUAAACUAGGUAAUACUCCUAACAUGGCCUAUGCUAUGAACGCGCAUUUAUGUACUACCGUGCCUCACGCAGGUGGGAAAAUUCUGAUUGCCACGAAGGACUUAAAAGAAAAUACUCCGGUAAUAGAGUUAAGAGGCAAAUAUAUGUUAUCUAAUCAGCAUCGACCACAAUUACAGAAUACUGCUAGAGCAGGUAGCCAGAAACCGGGACCAUUCGUCUUCUUCUACAGAUUACCUAAGGACAACACUCAAAUAUGCAUAGAUACUAGAACAUACGGAAAUGAAGCAAGAUUUGUACGUAGAUCUUGUAAACCAAAUGCAGAGUUACAACACUGUAUAGUCAAAGGAACAUUGCAUGUUUACUUAGUUAGUAUUGGUGUCAUCCAGUCUAACACUGAAAUAACUGUCGGACACGAUGCUGAUGGCAGCAAACAGCCAUGCGCUUGCGGGAAUCCGAAACAUUGCAAAGUGAAUGGCCUCAACACGUUAGCCUCGCGAAAGAGUGUGGAUUAUCCGCCUAGAGAGAAAAGAAGUAGAAAUAGAUGCUUCAGUUCUUCGUCACCAGUAUCUCCACCUAUCGCUCCUGCCGCCACAACUCCAGUGAAAGAAUACACACAACAGAUAUCUGCAAUGAAAUCCGACAAAAAAUCUCCGCAACAAAUAAAACAUGAAUACCCUCCUCUUUCACCUGUGAAGACGGCUGUGAUGGCUUUAAACUUUGAUGAACCGCCUAAACCAGAGCCAAUAGAAGAUAUCAAAACUGAAAUAGAUCUGAUAGCCAAAGAAGAAAUGAAACCUGAAGAAGAUGAAGUAGACUUCUGUAAAUCGGAAACUGUCGAAAAUAAAUUCGAAGAAGUAAAACACGAGCUAAUCCCUCUUCCAGUUGAAGAAGAACCCAGACCAACGAUCAUUUCUAAAGCGGAAGUUAAAGAGGUCAAGGAAUUUAAGAUAGAGAAGGAACCCGUGUAUUCUGAUGAAGAAAAAACAGAAAAGUGUGAAGAGAAGAAACCUAAAGAAGAAGUGAAAAUAGAAGAAGAUAGACCAGUGACUAGAGAAUUUAUGGCUAAAUCAGCAUGCCAUGACAGAUCAUCGAGAUCCAGUCGAACGACUUGCGUGAAUCAAGACUCUUUGGAUGAUAAAACAGAUGAUUCCCAAGAUAAAAUACAGACUAAUAACAAAGAAAAAGAAAAGAGAAAAAUGGUUAGUUCGAAAAACUCAAGUGAAGCUCAGCCUCCAAGCCUUGGGACGAGACAAAAUUCUAAACCUGUAUCUAAAUUACAGACGCGCGAGGAACGUAAGAUGGAAGCUAUAAUGAAGGCGUUUGAACGCAUGGAAAAAGCCGAACAGCGCAAACAGGAAGUGAAAGAAAGGCAGAAGAGGCGAGAGUCUGAUCCGCAUCCAAAUGCUAAUGAUAAGGAUGAUGAUGAUGAAGUACAGAACACUACGAAAAAGAGGAAAAAGCGAAAGGGUCGUGCACGAACAACGUCGCAGUCGAACCGGCGGCGCCUGAACUCUGCCGACAGCGAUAUGGUGACCUCCGGGGACGAGGCUCAGCCACCGCCGCUUACUCCGCCCCGGCCCGCCCCAGCGCACCGUGACAGUGCAGUCCCACCGCCCACCAUUGACAACGACCGCACCAACGAUGCCCCACAUGAAGAACUAGGCUUGAGCUCGGCCUGCUUAUUAGUUGAAGCAGCUGUUGGUUCUGUUGAAUCCGCAUUUAAAUUACCAAAAACUAAGAAGACAAUGGCUACCGAAUGGAUAGGGAGAUCGCCGGAACGUACACCAUCACCUUAUAGGUCACCUUACAGACCUACUUUGGUGGCAGCACCAUCGCUAGAAAGUUUGGUUAGAGUUGCAUCGACUAUGAUUGGAGACCUCAGUGGAGGGAAUGAUUUAGAAACUGAGGAAGACGGUAGAGCUUCGCCGCCCCGAACACCUGGUAGAGAUCGAAAUAAACCCCCGAAGAAAGCCAAGCGAAUAACAAGGAGUACGCCGCCAGCUGAGGUGGCUGAGGUGGUGCCCCCUGUGAUACAACAACACAGCGCCAAGAAGAGGUGGCUACGACAAGCCAUCAGUGAGGAGAGCGACUCGCCUGUUGCAGAUGUAUUUGUUUCAGAAUCACCACCCAACGAAAUGGUAACGCCAUUGAAGAAACGACGACUAGCCAGAGAGUCGCUUUCAUGUGAACAGAAUAAUAUUGUGCCUUGUAAUGACGAAACCUCGCCUAUUUUAACGUCAGAAGACUCGCCGGUCAAAGAUGACGUGCAACCCUUGACGAGGCAAUUUAAAGUCAGAAAUAUUAUGUACGAUAGUUUAUAUGGUAGAGAUAGAACUCGGUCGGACAGCGGUCAGGGCUCUGAUGACCAGUGCAUGAUAGAUAAUGACAUGUUGAAUAUGAAUAUAAAAGGUCCACAUGACAGUGAGAACAUUAGGAGAAUUAUUGGAGUUCCAACACCUGAGGAUGAACAUCCUCCAGAAAUACCUAAACCAGAUGAUAUAAAAGCCAAUAACAACAAUGUCGAAAUGGACGAAAGUAAUUACAAUAAAGUAGUGCCAAUGGAAAUAGAUACUACAAUACCUGCACAGCCUAAAAUACAAGAGUCUAUCGACCUCAGCAUAGACGUGAAGGGAAUUGAAAGCCCAAAUGACAAACUAAACAGCUGCCAGUCAGCAGACACGAGUGGGAACUCGUCGCCACAGCGCGAUGAGAUGGAUGACAUUCAAAAGAAAAUACAUUCAUUCCACACAGAGAACAUACAAAUAUUAAAAAGUAGAAACAAGAAACCAAAGGAAAAGCGGAAGAAAGUGAAUCUGAACUUCGACCUGAAUAUGGUGGACGAUCAGAUAAGUGUGCAGCUGAGAAUGGAAAACGACACGUCUUCAAAAUCAAUAGAAAUUAAUGGAGAUAUACACGAUGACAUGAGCAAUUCAGUUCAUGAUGACGUUAAAGUACAUGUUUCGCCCGAGAAUAUCCCCCUACCACCCGUGGAGUCGAUUCCUCUACCGGCACCAGAGAACAUACCGCUGCCUGAGGAGCCGAGUCCGAUGCCUGUGAUACCGCCUCCAGAAACGAUACCUCUACCAGAAGAACCUAUGAAGCCUGUGAAAAUAAUUCGUCCAGCAUCACCUGUUGUAGAAAAGCUUGACAAAAUUGAGAAACCCUUCUCAAUCGACAGGCCGUCCGUGUUAGAGAAUUCAACGUUACCAUUCUCGUCGCGGUUUAGUUCAACAGGACUUUUCUCCGGUAUAUUCAGUAACAUGUCUCAGUCGUUCAACAUGGACAGUUCAAUAAAUGAGAACGUACCGAACAUGUCUAUAAUAAAGAGUGCAAUAGAUAGGACUACAAGUUUAGAUAGUAGUUUGUUUGACAAGGACAGUAUUACGCCAGCAGACGAUCUGAAGAGCGUCCAGGAGAUAUUAACGCGAGUGAAUAAUAUGGACUCAAAUAACAGUGUAAUAUUGUCAGGGGUGCUCAACAGUUCAAACAAAGCGAGUUUAUUAGCUCCUUCCCCUAAACCACUCGCUAAGCCUUAUUGCCCGCGAACCAACGACCCUAGACUGAACCCUCCGCCUGUAGAAAAACCUAAACCAGUAAGAAGGAAGCUCUCUAUAACGGAGUAUCGUAAGCGGCACAAAGGCGGGUGUACGGAAGAGGGCGGCGGUGGGUCGUCGAGUGAAGCUGGCGAGGUGGGCGAAGCGGGGUCGGGCGGUGAGGCGGCCCCCGAAUGGUCCAGCGAAUCCUCGGGCGCCGCCUCCCUGUCGCCGCAGCGCCUCGACCAGGCCGCGCAGGCCGCCGCCGACGACCUCGAGCAGCGACUGCACCGGGAACUGGCCGCCUCCCACUUGCCUAAAGGUGUGUUUGACGCUCAGCCGACAGCCACAGAGCGCCAAAGGGAAAACCUAAGCUUGCGGUUACGACGGGAGUUUGGUCUUGCCUUACCUGAUGAUGAAGAGACUAGACCACCUACCGAAAACACCGGUAUGGCCACUUGGAGACAUAACAACAUUAAGGGACAUGGCACUGACAGUUUGGGGGAUUGCACUGACAAACCCGCCGCCCACUCGGGGCGGAAUCAUACAGCGUCAAAUAGGGGGACCCCACGAAUCACUCCUGCUUCAUCUGACUGUCAAGAAGACCAGUGGAAUAGCAAUACGUAUAGCACAGCUUAUGGGUACAAAACGGGAGUGAAAGGGUUAAAGUUGGGUAGGAGAGGAUAAAUAGAUCAUAAGAAUUUUUUAACUAUUAUAUACUCAAAAUAAUCCUAGCUUUAGGUAAUGCUCGCUACACGUAUCUUUACUAAUUAUUACGUGUCCUUGCCGCGUCCUUGACGUUCGGUUAAACCUUAACAUAAACGGAUUUUAUUUAACAAGUUGAUAAUACUUGAACUUAGGUAUUGUUUGGUCUUUAACAAUUUAAUUUAUAUAGGUUAUAUAUUUUGUACAUAAUACAGGUAUAUUUAUGUUGGCACGUUGAAUAAAAUAUUAAUGCAAGUAUAGCGUUGUCAUUUCUAACCGCUGGUAUGCUUUGUCCGGCAGAUGGCGCGGGCGGUGCGAAGCGGUGCGACAGGUAGUGGGCUGUGGGCUGUGAGCUCACUAUAAGACAUUAUUUUUGUAAAUCUCAGACGGAGUCACACCCGUCGCCUGUAUUAUAUAAUAACUAGUAUAAAGGAACUUUUCUAAGAGUGUACGUUGUAUGCGAUGCGCGCGUAUUGUAUAUUUCCGUUUUACUUCUACGUUUUUAUUUUCCACGGUUUUCUGCAAGUACAAAUUGUUUUUAUUUCCCUUUGUACAUAUUGUAUAUAGGAGAGUUAAGAUAUAUUAUAGGGAACCUACUGGGUAACGUAUCUAUGUAUAAUGGUAUGAAAGAUUUUUUAUAUAUGUACAAUGUUUAUGUAUCUUAUUGAUAUAUUUAUUUAUUAUCGAUUUAUUCGAUAGUGCGUUUAGGGAAUGACGGCUAGGAUUUUUGUACGCAUAAUGUUUAAGUAAAUUAUAGUUGUUUUUAUUAUUUGUUUUAUGUUUUCUAGCAUAUAUAGGGGGUCCGAGGGCUCGUCCUAGUUCUAGGUCUCUUGUUAGUGUUAGAGGUUUCACGUGUAAUUUAGAGUCGUUUCAAUACAGAUACGCAUUCUCGCAUUAGCCAUUUGUAGAGGUUAAAUCUGUGUUAUAAUUUAAGUAGAGUGUAUUGUGCAAAGAUUUAUUUCUUUGGUCCAUCAUCACAAGGACGAAUGUUGAGGCAGCUGGGUAAUAGUGCUCGAUGCAUUGUCCGCGACACCACCCGGCACCAUUUCUCUGCAUAGAUCGAAAGUAAAUAUUUAUUGGUUAUGUUUCAAGUAUUAUAUGUGGACGGUUUUGUUCAUAGUAAAAUAUAAAUUGUUUAAUAUUGCAGCGUUGCCAAGUGGUGUCGUGACCGAUGUUUUAGUUUAACGUGGCUUUUGCAUCCAAAUUGGAUAAACGAGGUCGUGAAUUUGACUGAUAUAAAUUGCAAUCACACUAGUACUACUACCCUUAGAAUUAUACCUGUUCUGUUUGAUACAGCAAAUUAAUACAUGAAAGCAGUUUAUAAAUAGUACUGAUUACUUGUUAGUACUGUGUGCUCUUCGUUAAUUAUAUCCUUAUACCGGAACCCGGACUUGCAGUGUGUUACAAUACAAAGUGCGGAGGUUCAGAUGAAAUAUGUACCGUGUACAUUGUUUUGUGUUGUUCCGUGUCAUAGGCGAGCCAGCUGUUUGUAACACGCUGCGUACACCGCAUGAUAUUAACAAAUGUAAACCAUAAUUUUUAAACUCUGCAGUUUAGAUGAUUUACUCUACAAACCUUACGUUAUUUUGUAAGAACUAAACUGCAGAGUUGAACACUGAAAACACUGCGAUAUUUUGUUUAUUGCUGUAAGAGUGCCGUUAUAUUUACAAUUGUUAAUGUGUUGCCGCUUGUAUAUACUUCUAUAAUAACAACGAAUCGAUGUUGUGAAUAACCUCGGGCUAAAAUAGUGUUUAUCACAGAAGCACCCAGUGAUCUAAGGAAGCUUUGACCAGGCACUUGCAAAAUAUUCUGUUUGUUAUAUUUAGGUAGGUCUAGUUUUAGUUUACAUCUCUGCUUGUACGCGACAUUUAGCACUGAUGUGACUGAAUGCAGUCGGAACUUGCUUCCUAAUAUUCCCAGUGCGAUUGUUGCCUAAACAGGUGUUACACGUUUAGUCUAAUUAAUAACUAAAUAUUUAGUGUAAUUGAGUAGGUACUCUGUGAGUAUUGAAACGAAUGUUACAUGUACAAUUGAUAAUUUGCUUCAUCUAAACAUUUCUACUAUAAUUUCGCCUGUGACCAAGGUUGCAAUAAUUAACCGAAUGCAAUAAUUCUUUGUAAAAGAAAUUCUUCGUAUUUAUAUUUCGUGCUUCUCUUUUUAAAUUAUAGGCGCUGGUAUUUUGAUAGUGGUAAUUACUUGUCGGUGUUUCUAUUUUAUUAGUGGAUUCCACUACUUAGGUAAAUCGAACUGUGAAUAUUGUUGCAAUUUAGGAUUAAAAUCUAUGUAGUCAAACUACGUUUAUAAGCCCAGUGUCUGACGUUUCAUCCAAAUUGUUGCUCAAAUUUUCUAUUGUGGGUUCCAGGAAAUUGGUUUUUAUAGGGAACCCUUUUUGUAAUUAGAUUGUGUGCUUUUUGAGGUCUGUCAAAUAAUGUCUAGCGAAAGUUGCUGCUUAUUGCGUGUCAAUUACAUACAAUAUGUACUAUUUAUUUGUCAACUAGCAAUUCCGGUGACUUAAUUAAUUCACGAUGAAAUGUUCGAUUAUGAUUAAAUUUUUAUUUAUUAUAUUUCAUUAAACCCAUGUGAGGCGUGUGUCUAAAAGUACAUAUCGAAGUUGUCAUUUAUUACAACUAAUAAUUUCCUAUUUCGUGCAGCCAUUUAGAAAGUCUAUAUAGUUGCACUUCCUUUAUUUACUUACCCGCGAUGUCGGGCCGUCACUAAGCUACCACUUAAAAAUUAAGUGUUUUACGCAUAAUCUUAAAAUAUUAGAUUCUAGUGAAAUACGUUGCAAUAAUACGCCUCGAAGGCAAAUACACAUAGUUGUUAACACACAGAAAAUAUAUUUUAACAGCUUUAUUUAAUCCAUGAUUUUAUUAUUUUUGUAUUGUAUAAAAAGAAUAUUGUAGGAAGAUUUUUAUGAUUUUUUUUUAUUGAAUCAAAUGUAGAUUUAUUAUGAAAUGUUUCAGCAUUUUCUCAGCCCGACUGGAGCCACAGUGUCGGUGUCUGUCUAAUAGAUUUGUAAAUAUUUCGAUCUGGUUUAUAAAAUGUAAAUUAAUUGCUUAAUAUCUACUGUCGGAAUGCGUUUUGGUGUGCGUACUCUAAAGCAAAUAGUACUUCCAACUAGUCUUCUUUAUCUCGCGUUACAAAUUAAACUAAAGUAGGAACUUUAUGUAGAAUUUGACAUAUUUGUAGUUUUAAUGUUCACCCGACGGCAGCCCAGUAAAAUGUACAUAGAAUUGUGUACAGGCAACAAAACGCAGUCCAACAUUUUAAUGUUUCUGUAGUAUAUUAGAUGAAAAUCUUUGUGAUAAAAAUUUCUUAAUUAUAUCAACCCGUAGAGAAGCGUCUUUGUAUAUAUUAUAAUAGUUAAUGUUAAGUGAAAGCUAUAUUUUGUUAUGGUGAACAAAAAGCGCACUCUCUAUCGUUUGCCAUAUUAUGAAGCUAGUUUAUUGGUACUUCCCACUCCUUGUGAUCGCACCCACCUUCGGCUUGUCCCGCUCCCCCGUUGGAUAUGUUUCAUGUAAGGUAUUCGAUGUAACAAUGGAAUAUUUUGCAAUAUAUAUUAAUAUAAUUUUUUAACGCUAAGUGGAUCGUAAAUAGAAAGCUGUAUAUUAUCCAGAUGUUAAAUAUUAUUAUUUCUUUCUCAAUGUUUUAACUAAGCAUGUAAAAUUUAAAAUAAUACUAGAGAAUAAAAGAUGUUAUGAUAAUUAAUUACAUAAAAUCUUCGUUUGAAUGUAGUGCCUUUCCUUUAAUCCAUGUCUCAUCACACAAUGUGUUAAUACUCAACUGAAACAAAUAAUAAACACAACUCUGUCAAGUAUUUAUAACAUUUAUUAC